CCCUCACACCUCAAAGUCAAACGAUCGCUCGCUCGCUCGCAGCUUUCCAGCUUUGCUUGUACCCGCGAUCGAAUUCUCGAAGCGUGGCAACGCCGCACCGGCGCAACCCUGGUCGCCAUCGUCGCCGUCGGACCUCAGGAAUUACUUGCAGUAAAUGGCUUCUUUCCGAGCUUUCCUGAACAGUCCUGUUGGCCCCAAAACUACUCAUUUUUGGGGACCUGUUGCAAACUGGGGAUUUGUGGUCGCUGGAUUGGUUGACAUGCAAAAACCGCCAGAGAUGAUAUCAGGCAACAUGACAGCAGCUAUGUGCAUAUACUCAGCGCUGUUUAUGAGGUUUGCAUGGAUGGUGCAACCACGCAACUAUCUACUUCUUGCAUGCCACGCGUCAAAUGAAACCGUCCAGCUCUAUCAACUCUCCCGUUGUGCGAAGGGUCAGGGGUACUUGUCAGAGAAGAAAGAUGAAGCCUCGUCACAAUGAUAUGUUGCUGGGUCUAUCUCUCCUCGUUCCAUUUGUCUUGUGAUUUUUUCACAGAAGUUCCUCAAAACAGUCUGCUUUUUAUGCUAUCAAAACCGCAAUCGGCAUGACUUGAGCGAUCAAAACUGGAUUUGCAUAUUUUGGUGUUGCAAUUUACAAUUUAUGUUCAACAAAUGAUGCUUACAAGUUACGAGUGCACGUACGUGAAUGGAUAGGAUCACGCUGUCUAUUUGUGCUUGCAGUGAAAAAUGACAUCAUACAAUCUA
Messenger RNA from Syzygium oleosum, 741 nucleotides. Its product is annotated as mitochondrial pyruvate carrier 1-like. The transcript has 5 exons. Gene Ontology annotation, cellular component: mitochondrial inner membrane. The record is from RefSeq and is a predicted model, not a curated record. Gene Ontology annotation, biological process: pyruvate import into mitochondria. Lineage: Eukaryota; Viridiplantae; Streptophyta; Magnoliopsida; Myrtales; Myrtaceae. The coding region runs from base 155 to 478 and encodes 107 amino acids.